Molecule: messenger RNA, 2131 nt
Organism: Bactrocera latifrons
Lineage: Eukaryota; Metazoa; Arthropoda; Insecta; Diptera; Tephritidae
Product: lectizyme
Exons: 1
Coding region: 1032-1985 (317 amino acids)
Biological process (GO): proteolysis
Molecular function (GO): serine-type endopeptidase activity
Source: RefSeq, a predicted model, not a curated record
ACCAAAAAUGCUGAGCACAACUGCUGUAAAAUCCAAUUAAGAGUAUCUCAACUAUUAGCACCUUCUAAAUUAGCUAAUACACGCGCGUCUGCGACAGUCUGCUGAUAAAUAAACAAUGUAUAUAUGUACAUGCAUAUGUAUGUACGUGAGGUUUCCAGUAAAUGUAUUGGGGAAGCACCCAAGGUGGCACAAAGAAAAAUAUCUCAAAAUUACGCUAUAUUAGGGGCCGAAGGUUGUGGGAGGCCACAACUUACGAUGUGGAAACACAAUGAUAAAUUGUAAGAAUUGUAAGUCGCACGCGUUUCAUAAAAUGUAGGGUCUUUAUAUUUGGUACGCUAUGUCAAUACAUUGGAAUUUGGUGAGUAAGCGCAAAGAUAGGCGCCGUACAUUCGCACUCAUUCACAAAGCGGCGAUGUAUAGCGUAUAUAGUAUGAUACAAAAACCUAUAUAUGCGCAAACGCCUAAAAUGUAUUUGUUAAUAAAUGAGAAAUCAGUGGGCAAGCAGUUAGCAGCAGCCUCAGUGGAGGCGCGCAUUGAUAAGAUAAAAGGCCAUUCAUAUGCGCAAACGCAGACGUCUCAGUUGACGUAGACCAACUUCAAGCAAGCAUCGCUGCCAUUGUCCUAAUGGUAACAUGCUUAACAACAUCUGCCGACACAAAUGCUUACGGUAGCGCUGACGUCGUUAAAUUUUCACAUGUCCGUACAAGACAACGUUAUCUUAUCAAUAUCGCAGCGUCUCUGCCGGCUGCAGAUGUGACUAGUUACCUAUAAAACCUACAAGCUCGUCGUCCGCGAUGACAAAACGCUGACAGACCCGAAAGUGAAUAAAACUAGUUGAAAAGAAGCAAAGCAAACAAGCUACCGGAAUAUAUCUACUGAUCGUACGAAACGCAAAUUGUGGUCGCGCAGAGAAAAUUGUGAAAUUGCGCGCAUUUAAAUCGUAAACUGAAAGUAAAAAAAAAAAAAUCCGUAAACGCCACUUAAAAACGGAGAAUUGUGUGUGGAAUUGUAUUGAGUUACAACAACAAACCAUGCUAGUCUGUUGGAAAUGUAUUUGUCUAAUAUUAUGUACAAUAUUCAUACAAACAAUGGUGGUUUUGAGUGCAAAUGCACCGUUGCCGGCUAGAAAAGCCCAGCUAGCCGGCAUAAGUCCAAGGGCAACAUUAGAACUUUUUGAUAAUCCAUGUGGUAAAAAGGACAACAGCAAGGCGUGGACACAGAAACUAUUGGCGAAACGCGAGGCGGUGCCACAUUCGGCACCCUAUAUCGUAUCAAUACAACGGAUGACACCAGAUGACGGCCUCGUACAUUACUGCGCAGGCACUAUAAUUCACGAGAACUGGAUACUAACAGCAGCUCACUGCCUCACCUCAGAUGAAACAGUGGAGAACUCCAUCAUUGUUGCCGGCUGUCAUGAUUUACGCGGCACCGAAGAAGGCGAUUGUGUGCAGGUGCGCACAAUUGACCAUUAUGUGCGACACGAGCUCUAUCUUGGAGGCAUUAACCCAUAUGACAUUGCGCUCAUCUACACGAAACGACCAUUACAAUUUACAGAGCAUGUGCAACCGGCACAUUUGCCAGAACAGGAUGUGCUGCCAGAGGGUAGUGGUACACUUUAUGGUUGGGGUAAUAUUUCCAUGACACUGGUGCCCAAUUAUCCACAUCGCUUGCAGGAAGCUGAUAUGCCCAUAUUGGACAUGGAACUAUGCGAACGGAUAUUAGCUGCAUCGGGUUUGCAACUGCACGAGACUAAUUUAUGCACAGGUCCACUAAAUGGAGGAGUCAGUAUCUGUACAGCUGAUUCUGGUGGCCCUCUGAUGCAGCCUUGUUGUGAUGGUUUCGAGGAAGGGUACACAGUUAUUGGCAUAGUAUCGUGGGGUAAAAUGCCUUGUGGCCAGAAGAAUUCUCCAUCUGUAUUUGUGCGUGUUUCAGCGUUUACGCAUUGGAUUACUGAUAUUAUCACGACGGUAACACAGUUCGAAUAAGCAUCAGCGAAUAAUUAAGGAGAGAGAAUUUGGAGAAUGCUAAGUGUGAACUCAAUAACGGCCUGAAAACCGAAGACGCUGAGCGUCGAAUUGGAGGAAAACAAAAUCUCAUGAAUUUAGAAUAAGAAAUGUAGUAUUAAAGAAAU